Messenger RNA from Linderina pennispora, 836 nucleotides. RefSeq lists its product as uncharacterized. Lineage: Eukaryota; Fungi; Kickxellomycota; Kickxellomycetes; Kickxellales; Kickxellaceae. The record is from RefSeq and is a predicted model, not a curated record. The transcript has a single exon. Bases 109 to 750 code for a protein of 213 amino acids.
UGGAGAGCCGGCUGUCGCGCAUGGAGCUGCACACCUUUGUUCGUUGAUAGAUUAUCGUUUUCAUGUAAAUUAUGUAAUUUUCGGUGGUUUGUUUAUCGAGUGACUGGCAUGUGCCGCUUGUGCGCCUGCCCGCCACUCACUCUACACAGGCUCUGCCCAUGCACAUCACCUACAUUGUGCAUGCCUGGCGUGUACAAUGCUCGACCCGGUAAUAGCGCGACAUCCUCCUAUAUUCUGUCGUUCUCUGGCCCAAGCUUGGUAGCAGCACGCAAAAUUUGCGGUUCCUUUUAUUUUGCUGCAGCAAGCACGCCAGCCCAGGUCCAAUGCCCCUCCUUUUCUGCUUCACCCGGAGCCGUCGAUCUGCAAUCACAAAUGGACAAUCGGAUGCACCGCAUAUUGGUGUGCUUCAUAUGUGCGGAGCUGCGAUUCGCCAGCGCUCCACCGUGGAUGUGCCUGAAAAAACCUAGUGUUUACGUAUUUGCCCAGGCAAAUCCUCCAUCUGCACGGUUGCUUUGGGGUGAGAAACGGAUCCCAAGCGCACUGCUGACUGGACGACUUGUCCGGGUCUCAGCAUUUGCGAGGGGCAGCGGCCAAACUCUUAUGCAUGUGACGGGAAUAGUGAUAACGCGGCCUGCCAUAUUGGGGCAUUCCUGGCUAUGGACAACUGAAAGGGGGGGGAGCAAAUCCUCUAAUUAUAGUAGCCUCUCGCUUGACUGUGGCCAAGCGCUAGUUCUGAGAACGCCUGCCUAACGCAGGCUAGUAUGUCCAUGUGUACCGGGGGGAGAAAUGGCGAGCCAGGGAGUGGCCACGGCUCCCCAAAAAUACCCCGCUGCCUA